Messenger RNA from Drosophila ficusphila, 4277 nucleotides. RefSeq names its product irregular chiasm C-roughest protein (gene rst). Lineage: Eukaryota; Metazoa; Arthropoda; Insecta; Diptera; Drosophilidae. Gene Ontology annotation, molecular function: cell adhesion molecule binding. The record is from RefSeq and is a predicted model, not a curated record. Gene Ontology annotation, biological process: cell-cell adhesion. Gene Ontology annotation, cellular component: cell-cell junction.
ACUCCGUUCUGUUCGCUCGUCCCGUACGUUUCGCAGCGGCGGACACUCCGAAAACCUGAACUCAACGCUCGAGACCCGAAGACGAAAACUCGAACUCGCCCGAGAUAACAGCAGACAGCAGAUCCAGUGCAAAAUUGGCCUAACUGAAUCUUAGUUGAAGAAGUUUGAAGUUUUUUUUUUUUUUUGGUGAAAUCGAAAGCCCAAAAACUGUGUUUUGGUGUGGAUUACCAGUGGAAAAGUGAGUGCUGAAAAUGUAUUAAAGCCGGCUAAAGGAAUAAAAACAAGGCCCAAACUAAGCCAUAUGUGCUAGAAUUUUCCCUCAACGAUUAUGGAUUAGUGCCUGUGGUUGUACAGUAUCUGUCGAAAACAAUAUAUAGGACUAAGGAUCCCAGUACGAAAAAGAUCUCCAGGCUCCACGACAAGCAAAAAGCGAGAAAGUGACACUCGAGACUUCUGCUGUGGUCCCAUCGAGAAGGUGUUAAAGCACCAUGAUGCACCAACUACAGCUGCUCCUGCUGGCCGCAGUCGUCGGGGUGGCCAGGAGCUCGCCCUCGCCCUACACGAGCUACCAGAACCAGCGGUUCGCCAUGGAGCCGCAGGACCAGACGGCGGUGGUGGGGGCCAGGGUGACACUGCCCUGCCGCGUGGUGAACAAGCAGGGAACGCUCCAGUGGACCAAGGACGACUUCGGACUGGGCACCUCCCGCGACCUGAGCGGCUUCGAGCGGUACGCGAUGGUGGGCAGCGACGAGGAGGGCGACUACUCGCUGGACAUCUACCCCGUGAUGCUCGACGACGACGCGCGCUACCAGUGCCAAGUGAGCCCGGGCCCCGAGGCCCAGCCGGCCAUCCGGUCCUCCUUCGCCGCCCUCACGGUGCUCGUGCCGCCCGAGGCGCCCAAGAUCACGCAGGGCGAGGCCAUCUUCGCCACCGAGGACCGCAAGGUCGAGAUCGAGUGCGUCUCCGUUGGCGGCAAGCCGGCUGCCGAGAUAACCUGGAUUGAUGGCCUCGGGAACGUGCUCACGGACAACAUCGAGUACACGGUCAUCCCGCUGCCCGAUCUGCGGCGCUUUACGGCCAAGUCCGUCCUGCGGCUGACCCCCAAAAAGGAGCACCACAACACGAACUUCACCUGCCAGGCGCAGAAUACGGCGGACCGCACCUAUCGCUCGGCGAAAAUACGUGUCGAGGUGAAGUACGCGCCCAAGGUGAAGGUGAACGUGAUCGGCACCCUGCCCGGCGGUGCAGCUGCACUGGCCGGUGGUGCAGGAGGGGCCCAUUCGGCGGGCUCCCGGAUUGUGGAGCACUCGCUGGUGCGAUUGGAGUGCCGCGCAGACGCGAAUCCCAGCGACGUGCGCUACCGCUGGUUCAUAAACGACGAGCCGAUCAUCGGCGGCCAGAAGACCGAGAUGGUGAUCCGCAAUGUGACGCGCAAGUUCCACGACGCGAUUGUCAAGUGCGAGGUCCAGAAUUCCGUUGGCAAGAGCGAGGACAGCGAGACCCUCGAUAUAAGCUAUGCCCCCAGCUUCCGGCAGCGGCCCCAGUCGACGGAGGCGGACGUGGGCAGCGUGGUGUCCCUGAACUGCGAGGUGGACAGCAACCCGCCGGCGGAGAUCGUGUGGAUCCAGCACCCCAGCGACCGCGUGGUGGGCACCAGCACGAACCUCACCUUCAGCGUGAGCAACGAGACGGCGGGCCGGUACUACUGCAAGGCCAGCGUGCCCGGCUACGCGGAGAUCUCGGCGGACGCCUUCGUCUACCUGAAGGGCUCGCCGGCCAUCGGCUCGCAGAGGACCCAGUUCGGCCUGGUGGGCGACACGGCCCGCAUCGAGUGCUUCGCCAGCAGCGUGCCGCGGGCCCGCCACGUCUCGUGGACCUUCAACGGGCAGGAGAUCAGCGCGGAGUCCGGCCACGACUACUCCAUCUUGGUGGACGCGGUGCCCGGCGGCGUCAAGAGCACGCUCAUCAUCCGGGACAGCCAGGCCUACCACUACGGCAAGUACAACUGCACGGUGGUCAACGACUACGGCAACGACGUCGCCGAGAUCCAGCUGCAGGCCAAGAAGAGCGUCUCCCUGCUGAUGACCAUCGUGGGCGGCAUCUCGGUGGUGGCCUUCCUGCUGGUGCUGACCAUCCUGGUCGUGGUGUACAUCAAGUGCAAGAAGCGCACCAAGCUGCCGCCGGCGGACGUGAUCAGCGAGCACCAGAUCACCAAGAACGGCGGGGUGAGCUGCAAGCUGGAGCCCGGCGACCGCACCUCCAACUACAGCGACCUCAAGGUGGACAUCUCGGGCGGCUACGUGCCCUACGGCGACUACAGCACGCACUACAGUCCGCCCCCGCAAUACCUGACCACCUGCUCGACCAAGUCGAACGGCAGCUCGACCAUCCUGCAGAACAACCACCAGAACCAGCUGCAGCUGCAGCAGCAGCAGCACCAGCAGCAGCAGCACCACCACCACCACCAGCAGCACCACCACCAGGCCGGCCAGUCCAACGCGCAGAGCCUGCCGAUGACCUUCCUGAGCAACAGCAGCGGGGGCAGCCUGACCGGCAGCAUCAUCGGCUCCAGGGAGAUCCGGCAGGAGAACGGCCUGCCCAGCCUGCAGUCGACCACCGCCUCGGUGGUGAGCUCCUCGCCCAACGGCAGCUGCAGCAACCAGAGCACCGCCGCCGCCGCCUCUGCCUCCGUCUCCGCUGCCACCACCACCGCCGGCAGCCACCACGUGGUGGUGCCCAGCUCGAUGGCCCUGAGCGUGGACCCGCGCUACAGCGCCAUCUACGGCAACCCCUACCUGCGCUCCUCCAACUCCUCGCUGCUGCCGCCGCCCACCGCAGUGUAGGCCACCAACCACCAACCACCAGCCACCAACCACCAGCCAGCAGCCACCAAGGAGCCACCAAGCCACGCCAAGACUGAUCUCAAGAGGAACGCUGUAGGGGGCGUCCCUGUUGGCGGUGCGUUUUUUCAGCUACCAAAAAUUCGAAUUGCUUAGGCUUAAGCACUCUAGGUACUCACACAUCUGAUCACGUAGACCUUAGUCCUAGCGUUAAUACUUCUUCAGUCCUUAGAACUAGGGUUAAUUCUUUCGGUUUUUGUCCUUAGUAUAGAAUACGUACAGUAGACUAUUUCGCAGUUCGACUAGAAAGAGACUAAGCUUCAAAGAUUGAGUGUUAGGCAUUUGCAGAACAGAUUAGAGAGUGUACCGCUUGCUAGGAAAACGCCUUAAUUUAGUGGUUAACUGGUUAACUGAUUAACUGGUUAAAUGAUUAACUGAUUAACUGAUUAACUGAUUGCUAGUUUAACAGUUUUGCGAGGGAACAACGAAGUGCGAACAUGUUUUCAGCUCUCUUUUUAUUUUUCUCUGUAUCUACACUAUUUCUUUUUUGUCUUAUCCAACCAAGAACCCCAUUUAACCCUGUCUACUCUUUCUUUUCUUACCUAACUUAUUUAUUUUAAUGUUCUAUUCAUUUAUUGGUAACUCGAAAGCCUUUCAUAAUUAUCGCUGAAAAACUGGCAAGAGUAGAAGAUGGAAAGAGAGAGUUCUUUUAUUUAUACACAACGUAGUAUAUGCUAAAUGUUAAUGAAUCGAUAUACAAGCAUAAAGACAUUCAGUUGAAUGGUAGCGAGUAAGCCAACGAAAUGCCAAAGUACCUGAUAGUAUUUAAGUCGGGGUGGAACCGCUUUCGGAUCGGAACCACCCCCAUAAACUUCUUCUGCAUCGUGUAGCACUACCUUUUACAUAACUAAUGAAUAUAGAAGCUAGAUCUUGACAGUCGCCUUAACUUAUGACACGCCCAUGCAUCUCGAACGCCUAUAAAAAACAAAAAAAAAUAAGAAAAACAAAAAAAAAUGGAAGAGCGGAGCGUAAACGUAUUCAAUUCGUCAGUUCAAUUGUGCUAAGUGUACUUCUAAGUGUAUAAUGGUCUUAUAUCCUAGUUAUAGUCUAACUAAAGAUACACACGCAUAUUUAAAGAGUAGACCUAGCUCUAGAUAUAUACAUAUAUAUAUACAAACAUGCAUUUUUUUUCAUAGCCCUAAGCAUUAUAUUUUGAUAAGUGAGCGUAUUUCAUGUAAGGACUCCCAGAAAAGUAACAUUACUCCUUCUUUUGCUAAAUUUACUAGCUGCGGGCAUUUAUCAGUUCGCCAAUUAAGCGCGGAGCCAACAAAUGUUUCUGUUUACGAAACGCGAAUGAUAAAGGCAAAUAAGCAGCAUUGAAACACACACAAAGUUAAACACGAUAAAAACAGAAUAAAAAUGUAUUGAAAAAAGAAA